AUGGAGAGGAAAAUGAUAGAUGCAACCAGUGGAGGUGCCAUAGUGAAUAAGACUCAUCACAAUGCUAGAGAAUUGAUCCCCAUCAUGGCCGCCAAUUCACAACAAUUUGGCUUUAGGCAAGACACAUCUUCAAGAAGGGUGAAUGAGGUAGGUUCUUCCUUCAUUGAACAUCAAUUAUCGCAUCUCACAUCCCUUGCUCAACAACUAGUUAUAGGAAAAACGCAACAAGUGAAAGCUUGUGGGAUAUGUGUUGCGAUCGGUAACCCAAUUGACAUGUGCCCUACACUUCAAGAUGAUUCUCAUGAGUACGCCAAUGCAGUUGGAAGAUUUUCCGAUCCUCCACAAAGGAAAUAUGAUCCAUACUUAAAUACCUAUAAUCCAGGAUGUAGGGAUCAUCCUAACCUGAGCUAUGGACCAAGACCAUCUGCAAUCACGUUGAGAAGUGGGAAGGAGUUGAAGGAACCUAGUCCAUUGGCUCAUGGGAAAGCCUUAGAGGAAGAAAAUGAAAAGGAAGUUGUUGCUCCCCAGACUCAGAAAGACCAACCUAAAGGACUCAAAAGCGAAAAACUGAAGGAAUUUGUCAUAGAUACUCCUUUUCCCUCUAGAUUCACUAAGUCCAAGAAAGAAGCAGAAGAGAAAGAAAUUCUUGAGACAUUUCACAAGAUCGAGGUAAAUAUUUCUUUACUAGAUACAAUUAAACAAGUACCUCGAUAUGCUAAAGUUCUUAAAGAAUUAUGCACUAACAAGAGAAAGCUCAAGGGUAAUGAAAAGGUAAGCAUGGGGGAGAAUGUUUCAGCUAUCCUCCAGAAAAAAACUACCCCUCAAGUGCAAAGAUCCAGAUCUAAUGUAUAUCCUGAGGGAGUUUUAGAGGAUGUUUUGGUGCAAGUUAAUGAAUUGGUGGUCGGAGUGCUGGUUUUAUCCUUUGGUGGAGUUAUAGUCGAAGAAGAAGAUAGGGAGAGUGGCGCCGUUGAGAGUGAAACGAAGAAGAGUAGAGAGAAUGGAAAGCGGCUGAGUGGCUGA
Messenger RNA from Hibiscus syriacus, 1020 nucleotides. RefSeq lists its product as uncharacterized. Bases 1 to 1020 code for a protein of 339 amino acids. Lineage: Eukaryota; Viridiplantae; Streptophyta; Magnoliopsida; Malvales; Malvaceae. The transcript is spliced from 4 exons. The record is from RefSeq and is a predicted model, not a curated record.